UACUCCACAAACUCAGCUGGCAACUGGCACAAUCUCAAUCCUCUGUUUGAUCUCCACCUUCAGUUUCAUUCUCGCUCUCCCUCACUUCUUAUUCACUGCACGUCACAACCUCUCUCCGAUUGGCAUCGUUUUUUCCUCCAUCAAUCUCUCUCUGAUUAGGAGUUUUCUUUCUCUUUCUUCCUAGGGUUUAGGGUUCUUCUUCCUCCAAUUUGCUCUUCCUUCCUCUUCAACCAAGACAUGACAAUGCCGGAACAGAAGAACAAGAAGGUCUCCUUCACUGAGGAAGAUGCUGCUGCUCUCACGCUGAGGUAUGACGAAACCACAGUGUUAACGUUGCUUCAGGAAGUGGCGAAUUAUCCUUAUUCGAAGAUUGAUUGGAAUGAUUUGGUCAAGAAAACCUCGACUGGGAUUUCUAAUGCCAGGGAGUAUCAGAUGCUGUGGCGUCACUUGGCUUACCAUGAUGCCUUGGAGGAAAAUUUCGAAGACGGGGCUGAACCUCUGGAUGAUGAUAGUGACCUAGACUGUGAAAUGGAAGCAUUACCCCCUGUAAGUGUGGAAUCUGCAUCGGAGGCUUCAGCAUGUGUGAAGGUAAUGAUUGCUUCUCGUACGCUAAGUGAAUCUACCCCUAGUAGCUCAACAAUUGAGGCUCCAUUGACUAUAAAUGUUCCAGUUUGCCAUUCAUCUAGGACUCCUAACGAAAGUUCACAGCCCAAUAAUUUGAUGCAAGGUUCAAACAUUAUUUUCCCCGUUACUGUUCAGAGGCAGACACUGCCAACUGCAUCAUCAACAGACGGUAUAGAAACCAAGGGAUCAGUUGGUGGCAACAUGGCUUCAAAAAGAAAAAGAAAAGCAUGGUCAGAGGAAGAGGACAUGCAGCUACGAGCUGCUGUUCAGAAAUGGGGUGAAGGGAAUUGGGCAACCAUGGCAAAAGGAGACAACUUUCCUAUUAAGAGAAGUCCUACACAGUUGGCUCAGAGGUGGAGCAUUUUACGUAAGAAAGAUGGCAGUGCCAAUUCAGGAACCAUCUUGACCAGCACACAAUAUACUACUGCUGAACAACUGGCAACUCGUCAUUCUUUAUCCUUAGCCCUUGAUAUGCCAUUCAAAAAGUUAACUGCUCCUGGAAUGACUGAUCCUGUUGCAGCUAGGACAUCCACAUCAAUUAAAAAUCAAGUGCAAACUUGCAAUGCCACAGAAGGUUCAACGGUUCACAACAGCUUUGUACCACCAUCUCAGCAUCCAUCUCAACAAGCUUUGCUGGGAUCUUGUGGUUCCUCUGCAAAACCUAAAUUAGUCUCUGGAAAAUCAAUCCCAAAGUGUAAUCCAAUGCCAAAUACUUCUGUAAAAUCUACCACAGUUGUUUCCCCAUUAAAUACUGGAUCACAACAUAAGGUUGCUCAAGCAAGAAAUGUUAUAGUUACAGGCAACUCUUUGACAAAGACAUCCGUGUCUGGUGGCUUGCCUAACAACCCAAAGGUUCAAUCAAAUGUACCUUAUGUUUGCACCAGUUCAACUGCUGCUUCUGCCCUUGCUGUCAUAUCUCCUGGAUCAUGCUCUAGUACAGUAAAAGGCGCCUCAUAUAAGGUGGAGAAUUCAGCUACAACUUUGUCUCGACAUGACAAAUCAGUUACCUCUGUGGUUGAAGAAGUUCCAUUGAAACAAGUUAAUCCCACAGAAAAAUUUAAAGCUUUUAAUACUAUUCCUACACCAAAAGAGAUGGUGCAAGAAGAUGAGAAUUCUACAUUUACUGCUGAGAAUCGUGUCAUGGCAAUAGAUACCAAACUGGAUAAGGGGAGUAUAGAUUUUGAUAAAGUUAAGAGCGUGUCUCUUGUGAAAAUUACAAGUGAGGAUAUUUCCGAAGAUAAAGCAGUUCCACAAAAUCUAGGGAAAUGUGAAGAGACAGGAGCGGUUAAGAAUUCAAAUUUUACAUUCAGUAUGGAAAUUAAUGAGAAUAACAACCUGGACAAGGGGAAUCAAGAUUUAGACCAUGAUAAGAGGACAAAUUCAAUUAAUGGAAGUUCUGACAAUCAGAACAUGAACGUGAACCAGGUAAAUUUGGCAAGUGUGGUAUUAGAUGAAUGCAGUCAAGGUCUGGAAUUGUCAAGUUAGUAACAACUGGUUGUGAUGUUGACUAAUAUAUGUAAAUGAAUAGUUUUUUUUUUUUUUUUUAAUUCCAAAAGAAACUUGCGGUGGAAUUAUAAGUAUUUUUAAGAAUUUGUGGAACAUUGAUACGUUAUAGUAUUUUUUUUUUUAAAAAAUCUUGCUUAGCAAUUAAUAUA
Messenger RNA from Gastrolobium bilobum, 2279 nucleotides. RefSeq lists its product as uncharacterized. The transcript is spliced from 6 exons. The record is from RefSeq and is a predicted model, not a curated record. Lineage: Eukaryota; Viridiplantae; Streptophyta; Magnoliopsida; Fabales; Fabaceae. Bases 238 to 2109 code for a protein of 623 amino acids.